UUCAGGAUUCAUUAUUUGUUAGUUGUUAGUAAGAAGGAAAAAAUAUUAGUUUUAUAAGUUUUUGCUUGAAAUUGGAAUAAUAUGUCGUUUUCAAUAUUGAAGAAAUGCGAUAGUCUGUUUAAAGGAAAAGGUAUCAGUGUAAGCAACGUGCGUACCAUGGGUAGGUUCAGCAGAUUUAAUCCGUGGACUAAUUUAGACAAAAUGUUGGACCGAAAAAAGCCAGCGACGAUAGCGGAAAAUCUACCAACGACUACCAGCAAGCAUUUGGUAAACAUACCGAAUCCCUACGAAAAGGAAAAACGGGUUUGCAUACUGUGCAAGAUGAAUAUUGUUCCAGAUUACAAAAAUACAAGAAUGCUAUCGCAAUUUAUAUCCAGGUUUACAGGCCGAAUUUACGGCAGACACAUUACAGGUCUUUGCCGACACAAACAACAACAAGUGGAUGAGGAAAUUAAAAAAGCCAGAAAUGCGGGUUUGUUGCCGUUCUAUUACAGAAACCCGGAGUUUAGCCACGACCCAAAACUGUUUGACCCCGACAAUCCUUUCAGGCCACACAGUUACUAAGUGUCUCAUUAAAAGUUUGUAAAAAUUAUAUAAUUUUAUAAUAGUUUAUUUGUAAUAAAACUCCGUCAUGUUUGUAAUUA
Molecule: messenger RNA, 644 nt
Organism: Adelges cooleyi (spruce gall adelgid)
Lineage: Eukaryota; Metazoa; Arthropoda; Insecta; Hemiptera; Adelgidae
Gene: mRpS18C
Product: 28S ribosomal protein S18c, mitochondrial
Exons: 4
Coding region: 82-564 (160 amino acids)
Biological process (GO): mitochondrial translation
Cellular component (GO): ribosome; mitochondrial small ribosomal subunit
Molecular function (GO): small ribosomal subunit rRNA binding; structural constituent of ribosome
Source: RefSeq, a predicted model, not a curated record